UAAUAAGACAACAACCGACACCAAUAUUUCACCACAAAUUACAAACCCACCUCCAAUCACUACUAAUCUUUUUCCUUCAUAAUUUUGUGACAGCUUCUAUUGGGGCCUGUUAUUAGGCGUGCUUCCUCUCCAAUUCUCUCUCUCCAUAUACACGUUUUAUCUGAGUUUCUGUCCCACUUUGAUGAUUUUGGAGUUGGGUUUUCUUUCGAUUGAUUGGGAUCUGGGGUAUCCCAAUCAUUCUUUUCCCAUCUGGGUUUCCCAGAUUUUGGGGCUGGAGAAAUCUAAGGUACACAAAUGAUCGUCUGGGUAUCUGUGAUUUUGUUGCAAUUUGUAGAUUUGAAUUCCCGUAGAUAGAAUCAAGAAUCACUUUUGAUUGAGGGCAUUUGUUCUUCUUCUUCUUCUGGUCAAAGAAGCAAUACAGAGAAUGGUAGCUGGAAAUGGACUGUUCUACCCCAUCAUUGGCUUUGCAUCAUUUCUUGUUUUGAUUUACUGGUCAUUUGGUGAUUUAUGGGUCAAUUACCGUAAUGGACCCGAGUUGAGCUUUGUGCAAAGGAAUGGGACUCAUUUCAUGGUUGAUGGUAGAGUCUUCUACGUUAAUGGGUGGAACUCUUACUGGUUAAUGGACCAUGCUGUGGAUCAUUACACUAGACCUAGGGUUAGGGAAAUGCUCCGAGCCGGCGCGAAGAUGGGCCUUACCGUGUGCCGAACUUGGGCCUUCAACGAUGGUGCCUACAAUGCCCUUCAGAUUUCCCCUGGCAGAUAUGAUGAGAGAGUAUUUAGGGCCUUGGAUCAUGUCAUUGCAGAGGCCAGGAAACACGGAAUACGGUUGCUUCUUAGCUUAGUUAAUAACUUGCUACCAUAUGGUGGGAAGACACAAUACGUCAAGUGGGCAUGGGAAGAAGGAGUUGGUUUGAGCUCUUCUAAUGAUUCAUUCUUCUAUGAUCCAUCAAUUCGCAAUUAUUUCAAAAAUCAUGUCAAGGCUUUGCUCACACGGAGGAACACUAUCACUGGAAUUCAAUAUAGGGAUGAUCCCACCAUCUUCGCAUGGGAGUUGAUCAAUGAGCCUCGCUGCAUCUCUGAUCCUUCAGGCAAUACCCUCCAAGAUUGGAUAGAAGAAAUGUCAGUUUUCGUGAAAUCAAUUGACAAGAAGCAUCUGUUAACCAUUGGCCUUGAAGGGUUCUACGGUCCCAAGAGUCCCAAAAGGCUAACCGUAAACCCAGGAGAAUGGGCAGCUAACCUUGGAUCUGAUUUUAUUCGCAACUCCAAGAUCUCAACCAUCGAUUUUGCCACUGUUCAUAUCUACCCUGACCAGUGGUUUCCUGAGCAAGAGCUAGAUGAGAAACUAAAAUAUGUCUCCAAAUGGAUGGUUUCUCAUAUCGAAGAUGGUGAUAAAGAACUGAGGAAACCUAUCAUGUUCACUGAAUUCGGCUUGUCAAAUCUGAGCAAAGGUUUCCAGCCAUCUCAGCGCGAAAGAUUCUACAAAAUUGCUUAUGAUGUCAUCUAUGAAUCUGCCCAGAAAAAUGAUUCAGGCGCUGGAUCUUUUGUGUGGCAGUUCUUGGUUGGAGGGAUGGAAGAGUACAACGAUGAUUACGGGAUUGUCCCUUGGGAGAGCCCAUCAAUGUACCGGUUGAUAACUCAACAUUCAUGUCGGCUGGCAAUAUCUCAGGGUGUGCUCCCUUCGCAAAAGGAGCACUUGAAAGAAUUGUGUUUGCAGAGACGGUAAAUUUUCUGAUAACCAAAACCUGAACGUCUUAUAUGCCGGUGAUUGGUUCCCAUUUUUUAUGGUUUAAGUUUGUUCCAAGUGUGCAGGAUGUAGGUUGUUAGGUUUGUAAGUUAAGGUUUGAUAGCAUCUAUUUUUAAUGUAAAUGAAACUGCAGCAUAAAAAUGCAGCAAAUUGUUGUAAAAUGUAGUAUUCAUUGUGGACCAAAAGGAAAUAAAAUUAGAGUUCAUGGUAA
This is a messenger RNA of Rhododendron vialii, 1955 nucleotides long. Its product is annotated as mannan endo-1,4-beta-mannosidase 2-like. The transcript is spliced from 5 exons. Gene Ontology annotation, molecular function: hydrolase activity, hydrolyzing O-glycosyl compounds. The coding region runs from base 425 to 1723 and encodes 432 amino acids. NCBI's taxonomy places the organism in Eukaryota, Viridiplantae, Streptophyta, Magnoliopsida, Ericales, Ericaceae. The record is from RefSeq and is a predicted model, not a curated record.